Messenger RNA from Anguilla anguilla (European eel), 4654 nucleotides. RefSeq names its product pleckstrin homology, MyTH4 and FERM domain containing H3 (gene plekhh3). NCBI's taxonomy places the organism in Eukaryota, Metazoa, Chordata, Actinopteri, Anguilliformes, Anguillidae. Gene Ontology annotation, biological process: signal transduction. Gene Ontology annotation, cellular component: cytoskeleton. The coding region runs from base 567 to 2984 and encodes 805 amino acids. The transcript has 13 exons. The record is from RefSeq and is a predicted model, not a curated record.
AGUGUCUCCAAGUAGGCUGUGAAAAUUGCUCGAGCUUGAAUGUUCAGUCUAGAAGCACAGUGUUGGGACAACUGAACUCCUGGCUAGUAAGCCGAAAAGUGGACUCUUUGACCGAAUUCCUUCUUAUUUUGGUUCAGGAAGCAUUGCACAAUAUGCAGAAAGGGUGCAGAGAAUAACAACGUGUUACAGAUUGCGCACUAAACAACUUAUUUUACUAUAUGUCAGCUAGCUACAUCGUGUCAGGACAGUCUAACAGCUGGAAUAUCUGUUAAAGUAUUGGGACUGAUUUCGAAUGGAAGCUCGUCGAAGCAUAUUGUUAGUAACUGCGUAGCAGACAUCUGUGACUGGAUUUUAUUGACUGCUUUCUAUAUUAACCAGUUAUCCUCUUUAUUACACACUCGUGUUCUCAUCAUUCGCCUUCGACGAGAAAUCUCAGACUGGAUGGUACUAUCAGCCGAAAUCGGUCUGUUCGAAUCUGGGAAAUUUUCUUGGCUCACGCAAGGAGUGACCGCGGAUGCUAUUUACACCGCAAGGACUGUCGAAGACUCCAAACUAUCCACAUUUGAAUGCCUUUGCAAGGAAUUGGUUGGUUUCUGUGCUGCAGGCAGGGGUUCAGUUUGCUAGGACGGGACUAUGGGGAGAAAGAGGAGGAAGAAUCUUUUGAGUUGCGCUCCAAGGACGAGACGGCGUGCAACGGGAGGGGCCCGCUGGAGGUGACUCUCUCUCAGCCUACACGGACAGCCAAUGGACCAAGCAGCCUUUCAGAGGUCCCAGACGAGAUGAGGAGUCUUAUCAUCGAGAAGAGCAAGAUGGGGUUUGAAGAGGACCCAGAACUGGUUGUCAAAGGUUGGCUGUACCGGGACGUGCGAGGAGGCUGGAUCCGACAGCGGCGAAACUGGUUCGUGUUGACCCAGGACUCCCUGGACUACUACACCGGUCAGGAGAAGAAUGCCCGGAGGCUGGGCACCUUGGUGCUCACUAACCUGUGCUCCGUCAUCUGGCCUGACAAGCAGACCUACAAGGAGACUGGUUUCUGGAGCAUAACAGUGUACGGGCGCAAACACUGCUACCGGCUGUACACCAAACAUUUCAACGAGGCUGUGCACUGGGCCUGUGCCAUCCAGAAGGUCAUCGACGGCAAGGCCCCAGUUGAGACACCCACCCAGCUACUGAUUCGAGACAUUGAGGAGAACAAGUUUAACCUGGAGGUUGUGGAGCAGAUCUACCAACACAACCCCAUCCUGAAGUAUACUCAAAACCCCCUGUAUGCCCCGCUAUUGCCUUUCCCCUAUGGCAGCCUGGACCAUACCUACCAAAAUGGGAAGGGCUACACCACCCUACGGGACGAGGCCGUGAAGGUGUUCAAUUCACUGCAGCAGCUGGAGACGGCACGGGAGCCCGUGCCGCUGAUCCAGGGAGUGCUACAGACGUGCCUGGACUUGCCCCCGCUGCGGGACGAGGUCUACUGCCAGCUGGUGAAGCAGACCAGCGGAGCGCCCACGCCCGACAUGCCCGCACACCUGCGGUACUGGCAGCUGCUCACCUGUAUGAGCUGCACCUUCCUGCCCGGGGCGCCCGUGCUCAAAUACCUGCGCUUUCACCUCAAAAGAGUCCAGAGCCUGCAUCCAGAUACGGAGAUGGACAACUAUGCGUCCUUCAUCGCAGAAGCCCUGGAGAAGACGCGGUGCCGGGAAUUUGUGCCUUCCUGGGAGGAGAUUCAGGUUCUGAUGAGCCGGCAGGAGAUGAUGUGCACAGUGCACUACCCCGGACCGGGGUCCUGCCAGGUUCCCAUCAGCUCCCACACCACAGCCGAUGAGCUGGUGAAGAAGAUGUUGGAGCGGCUGGGGUUGCAGCACAGCCACAACACCUUUGCUCUUUUUGAGCAAAGCGCACACUGGGAGCGACCAGUAGGAGGCAGCACCAUCAUUGCUGACAUCCUGACCAGAUUUGAAAACCUUUCCACCAAGGAACCUGAGUCAGAUGCUCAGUGGAGUCUCUGCUUCAAGUUGUACUGCUUCCUGGACACAGAAAGCAUCCCUACCGACAGCAUUGAGUACACGUUCCUCUUUGAGCAGGUUCUUAUGUCCACUGUUUCAUACAGGGUGAAUAGGAGGUGUGAUGCGUUGAUCAGAUGCCAAGUGAUUGACAGGGUCCUUUCCUUGCAGUGCCACGAGAUGAUGGUGAGGGGUCACCUCCCAGCCUCGGAAGAGGACCUGCAGGCCCUGGCCGCCCUGCGGCUCCAGUCUCUAAUCGGGGACUUCAGCACCCAUUCCCCUUGCCCGUCCUUGGAUGAGCUUUUCCCUGGCCACGUGGUAGAGGCACGGGUUCUGCUUGCCCUCAAGACCCCCCAACCCCCUUCGUCCACGGCCCCCGCCCCCCAGGCACCACCCUCCGGCUGCCCCCAGCGCUUCCCCAACGGCCUCCUCACUGGGGCGCUGUGGAGCCACACGGCUGCCCACAAGCAGAAGGCAGAGCAGGACCUGCGCCUGCGGGGCCGACUGAAGGAGGAGGGCGCGCUGGUGAUGGGGGCCAUCGUGGAGCGCUGGAAGAGCCUGGCAGGGUCCAGCCGGCAGGAGAGCAUGGCCGCCUACCUCACAAUCGCUCGGCAGUGGCCCGGUUUCGGCUGCACGCUGUAUGAGGUAGACUUCUACAUUAGCUCCACAGGCUGUUUUUCACAGAAGUUGUGGUUGGCAGUGGCAGCAAAGUCAGUGUCACUUUACAGGCAGGGGGAUGCAGAGGCCUUGGAGUCUUUCCCCUAUGGACAAAUCUGUUCCUAUGGAGUAUCCGACAGCAGCACCUUCAAGAUCACCACUGGGGACCGAGAUCUGCUGUUCGAGACCAGUAAGCUGACAGAAAUUAUGCAGCUGAUGAAUGCCUACUUCAGUGCAGCGUGCCGACAGCGGAUGCAAGGCGGUGGGACUGAGACUGAGGAAGGCUUUUGUUACACCCCCAGCGUCCUGGAGGUGCCCUCGCACCCAGUCUGAGGUGACCGCCCCACGAACCACAACGCUGAGACUGUUUGAGCACCGAGCUUUGUCUGCGUGGAGGACGGAACAACAAACAAACAUUAGGGUGUUGACCUAUUCAGCUAAAACAAUACAGUUCACCAAGCUGUCAAACUCAACAGUGGGGGUGGGGGGGGGGAACGGCGAGCCAAGCCAGAAAUUGACAGAACAAUGUUCUCACGAAGAGCAGGAGAGAUGUGCAUGCGACACGUUUCUCUGCCCAACUCGGCUCACGUGGGACGUUAUUGUGCUGGACAGCACAUGAUCACCGUCCUUACAUAUGGAGAAUGGAGAAGGAAAAAAAACACAAAUUCUUGACCUUGGGGUCCUGCAGAGCUUCCAUCUCCAGAAGCUGAUGGCUCUACAAAUUCCAGUGAUUUCAGUGCGUACUGUACACACUGAAGUCAGUAAGUCAUUUCUCAUCAUCAUCGGCACGUGACUUUUCCCUCCGAAAUGCCCAUGGUGCGAAUUGACGCUGGGUGGGGGGUGGGGCGAGGGAAUGAAAUGGCUAUUUUCCUUCAGUGUGGGUGAUGUGUAGCAGAAAACACUGAAGUAGAGGACCCCGGAAUGACGGCACAGGAUUAAUCUUUCUUUACAGAAUUCCCUUCACAGAGCUGCUCGUUCAAGGUCUGGUCAAGCUGAAGGAAAACACACUGACACUUUGGCUAAUGGUCUGUUUUUCAUCCCGCAACACCAGAUGUAUUCUUUCCAGUAUGUGGCAAUGACUGUAACAGAGCGACAGCAUUAAGCACUAAUCUCACCUCUCCCCAGCCUAACAAAGUGCAUUAAUUCUACCAUCUCCUGUCUGCUGACACUUAAAAUGACUUUGCAGCUUACAUAACCUCUUACGAGAGUUGAUUGGAAUGACUGAAGUUUGGAAAGCUGGGACUGACUGAUCUUCACCAACCUGUACCACAGAGGCUCAGUACUCCUGUCAGGACAUGCACACACUCGACUGUUUAAUUGGAAUUCUGUUUUGUACACACAUAAAUGUCAUAAUCACUACUUGUACAAAAUCUGAAAAUGCACCUCUGCCCACAAAUGCCGUCUUUUGUCUGCUGAACUUUCACAAUGUAGCUGUAGCUUUUUUUUGUUAUUAAUAUUAUUUAUGAAUAUGGUGGUGUUGUGUUGAGUUUUUUUUAAUUUUACUUUUUAAUAUUUAAUUUUGCCGUUUUUUGUAUGUCUUUAUAAGGACCUAUAUUAUAUACAAAAAUUAUUCUUACCAUUUUGAGUAUAAUCCUGGCUUUCAGGGUAACUCGUACCUUUUGUUUUAAAAGUUCAUAGUGCCCUCUGUUGGCAGUGUUUUCUUGAUGCAUUCCAAACGCAACUACCACACAGUGAUAUGGUAAACUGCUGUUGCUUCUGAUCUUUAUCUGGUUUGAAUGAAUCAAACCUCACCCAAAGCAGAAAUUCAUGUGCUAUUGCCAGGACCAAAGAAAAAGUGUGGAUCUCUCCGAAUGACACACUGAGGAUGUUUCCCUGAAGCUAGUCUUUCCGCAACUACAUUGUCAACAUCCACUGCUUAGUUCACUGUCCGUCAUUGCCCAUAUAUUAGUAAUGUGGUUCUUGAGGAGAGUGGGCUAUAUUUAAUAAUUUUACAAUUCAUUCAUUUUGUGUCCCCCUCUGUAAUAAAAAUAGCAAAAGGUUGA